Scylla paramamosain (green mud crab) is the source of this 6901-nucleotide messenger RNA. RefSeq names its product craniofacial development protein 1-like. Gene Ontology annotation, cellular component: Swr1 complex. The record is from RefSeq and is a predicted model, not a curated record. Bases 360 to 1226 code for a protein of 288 amino acids. NCBI's taxonomy places the organism in Eukaryota, Metazoa, Arthropoda, Malacostraca, Decapoda, Portunidae. The transcript has 7 exons.
AAAUAUGUCCAUUUACAGUAAAAAAAAAAAAAAAAAAAAUAGGGAGAUGGAAGAUGUUGAGAAAGAGGAGCAAGACAGCUUUAGCGGUGAAAAACCAUCAAGAUAGGGAAAGCAGUUGGGACAGACGGCAUCAUAGAUAGUGGACGGACCAGACCGUAACACUGAAGGAAAGGAGGACCUAUCAAACGAUAAAAAGCGGAAGAGGUCACAAGAAGAAGAAGAAGAAGUAGAAGACUAGUAAACAAAGUGACGCCGAGAAGUUACCGCCAGGAAGACCGCGUGUGUUGAGGGUUUGGGUGAGGGUGACCUGCCACUGAGUCACAGACAGCAGUGAGGGCAAACCUGAAAGGGCCACGAGGAUGUUGCAGGACGAGGACUACGACUCUGACACUUCUGAUGAGGAUUUUAUACCUGAAGGAGUGGUGGAGAGUGACGAUGAAGCAGCGAGUGAUGGAGAUGAGGAGGAUGAUGAGGCAGGUGAGGGAGAUGAAGGAACAACACAAAAGGGAAAGAAGAAGAAACAAAGGAAAAAAGGCAAACAAAAGAAGAAGUCAUCAAAUGGUGUAGAAAAAGAAGAGGAAGAUGAACCCAAAAAGGAAAUAAGUACAGAAGAAAGCAGAAAGAAGGAAGAAAGUAUUUGGGCAGACUUUUUGGCAGAUGUUGAAGACAAGCCCAGCCCUCCCCCAAAACCCAAGACCUCCAGCUGGGGAGCCCUGCUGGGGAACAAGAAGCCCACCACCACCACAGACACCACACCUGCCAAAGCUCCAGCUCCUGCCAAGAAGGAGAACAAGGAGGGCAGCAGUAAGCCAGAGAAAGUCAAGAUCACUCAGGUGUUUGAGUUUGCUGGGGAGGAAGUGAGGGUAGAGAAGGAGGUGGACGCUGAAUCAUUAGAAGCCCAGGCAGCCAAAUGUAGUGCUGCUCUUGCAUCUCAGAGUCCUGGCACCACAAAGGCACAAUCUGGUGUGGGAGGCAUCAAGCGAGGUGCGGGGCUUUCUGGUCUGGUUAGUCUACUGGAUAGCAAGAAGCAGAAACUCACCACACUGGAAAAAACUAAACUGGACUGGAACAGCUUCAAGUCUGAGGAAGGCAUUGAUGAGGAGCUGGAGAAGCACAAGAAGAGCAAGGACGGGUACCUGGACAAGCAGGCAUUCCUGGAGCGAGCUGACCUGAGGCAGUUUGAGAUAGAGCGGGCGAUGAGGAUGAGCAAGCGAUCCAACAGAUGAGAACUAUGAUGCAAAUGUUGCAGUAUUAAUGUAAGGGACUAACUUCUCCCUUCCAUAGUCACGUCAUCCAUUUAUCGGUCUAUUUUGGUAAUUUUUUUUACAAUAAAGUUAAUUUUGUGUUUGUAACAAUUCUUGUAUAUCAUUGAUUUUUGCUUGUAUUCUCUUAAAUUCACAUAGAGUUUUAUCAGUCUCAUCUUUGUGAAUUCUUUCCAUCACAAUCAGUUAUGUAAUGGUCAUAAUUUCCACUUCCUCAACACCAGGUACCUUUUUUUUUUUUUUUUUUUUUAUGUAGGAAGGAUACUGGCCAAGGGCAACAAAAAUCUAAUAAAAAAAAUGCCCACUGAAAUGUCAGUCCCUUAAAAGGGUCAAAGCAGUGGUCAAAAAUUGGUGGAUAAGUGUCUUGAAACCUCCCUCUUGAAGGAAUUCAAGUCAUAGGAAGGUGGAAAUACAGAAGCAGGCAAGGAGUUCCAGAGUUUACCAGAGAAAGGGAUGAAUGAUUGAGAAUACUGGUUAACUCUUGCGUUAGAGAGGUGGACAGAAUAGGGGUGAGAGAAAGAAGAAAGUCUUGUGCAGCGAGGCCGCGGAAGGAGGGGAGGCAUGCAGUUAGCAAGAUCAGAAGAGCAGUUGGCAUGAAAAUAGCAGUAGAAGACAGCUAGAUAUGCAACAUUGCGCCGGUGAGAGAGGGGCUGAAGACAGUCAGUUAGAGGAGAGGAGUUGAUGAGACGAAAAGCUUUUGAUUCCACCCUGUCUAGAAGAGCAGUAUGAGUGGAACCCCCCCAGACAUGUGAAGCAUACUCCAUACAUGGACGGAUAAGGCCCUUGUACAGAGUUAGCAGCUGGGGGGGGUGAGAAAAACUGGCGGAGACGUCUCAGAACACCUAACUUCAUAGAAGCUGUUUUAGCUAGAGAUGAGAUGUGAAGUUUCCAGUUCAGAUUAUAAGUAAAGGACAGACCGAGGAUGUUCAGUGUAGAAGAGGGGGACAGUUGAGUGUCAUUGAAGAAGAGGGGAUAGUUGUCUGGAAGAUUGUGUCGAGUUGAUAGAUGGAGGAAUUGAGUUUUUGAGGCAUUGAACAAUACCAAGUUUGCUCUGCCCCAAUCAGAAAUUUUAGAAAGAUCAGAAGUCAGAUGUUCUGUGGUUUCCCUGCGUGAUAUGUUUACCUCCUGAAGGGUUGGACGUCUGAAAAGACGUGGAAAAGUGCAGGGUGGUAUCAUCAGCAUAGGAGUGGAUAGGACAAGAAGUUUGGUUUAGAAGAUCAUUAAUGAAUAAUAAGAAGAGAGUGGGUGACAGGACAGAACCCUGAGGAACACCACUGUUAAUAGAUUUAGGAGAAGAACAGUGACCGUCUACCACAGCAGCAAUAGAACGGUCAGAAAGGAAACUUGAGAUGAAGUUACAGAGAGAAGGAUAGAAACCAUAGGAGGGUAGUUUUGAAAUCAAAGCUUUGUGCCAGACUCUAUCAAAAGCUUUUGAUAUGUCCAAGGCAACAGCAAAAGUUUCACCAAAGUCUCUAAAAGAGGAUGACCAAGACUCAGUAAGGAAAGCCAGAAGAUCACCAGUAGAGCGGCCUUGACGGAACCCAUACUGGCGAUCAGAUAGAAGGUUGUGAAGUGAUAGAUGUUUAAGAAUCUUCCUCAUCAUCAUCAUUAUCAUGACUUCUUUCCUGCAGCAGACAACAGCUGAUGAGGCCUUCUUAUACUUUAAUUUACUAUUUUAUUGUAUGUUUUCUUGGAUUUGGCUGUGUUGGAGGAAAAAGCAAGUACUAUUAGAGACUAAUAUGAUCAGUAUUCAUCUUCUUUGUCCCUCCCUCAGACUUAACACUGAUCAUGGUCCACUGACCAUUACUAAAUGUUCAGUUACGAUGGGCACAAACCGUGUCUUUGAUGUUUCUUGUUUAGGUUGACAUUUAUGUUGCGUUGGCUUCCAGUAUUACACUAUAAGUGACUGAAUUGACUGAAUGGUGCAUUCUAUAGUCUUCUAUAGCAGGACUUAGUUGUGAAAUGAAAGUUAAGGGUUAAGAAUUGAAACAGUUGAAAUGAUCUUGUAUGAGAAAUGCCUGUGGUGUGGAAACAAAUGAUGAAUGUAGUGGAAGUGUGCAUGUCAAGUGAGGAUAAAGGAAUGAAAUAUGCGAUUGUUUGAAGGUGUCAAGAGCAGCACUCUAAACUAGUUUGACUUAGAAAGUAUAGUGGGAGAUGAGAUGACUAAGAGAGUGUAUAAUAGAUGCUGUGGGUAGAAACUGAAGACCUAUGAAAUGAGAGAGGAGUACCAGAGUGCCUUAGAGAAAGGGAAGGAAGAAGAAUGAGAGGAUUAGACCAUUCAAGAAGAGAAUACAAGGACAGGAAUAAAUGUUUAUAUUUUUUGUGGCCAUCACCUUGUGAGAGUUCUUUUCUCCAUAUCAAAAUAUUUACUGUUAAUUGGGGUGUUUGCUAUGGGCUGAGUUGCUGGUGAUCACUGGCUGUUUUAAUGCAGGGGUCAGUCAACACUCCCACAGUUCUCUGGAAAACUGGAUGAUACAAAACAUUAAUCCUAAGUGUUUAUGGUAACAGUCUCUACGGGAUCUGAUGAUGGACUUAUUAUAAGCUAAAUACUCAUAACUAGGCUCUCAGUGUUUCCAUAUUUAUUUCUAGUCUCCAGCUACAUAUUUAGUUUGAAAUAUUUUCUUCUGAUUUCUACAGGGACUAAUGAUUUAUCCGGCAAAUCCCCCCAGAAACUUUAGCAAUUACUAUUUAUGCCGCCAGACCAUUGUGAGGGCCGAAACCAUGCUGAGAUGAAAGGACUGGCCGAUAUCAGACAUGCCAACUUCUCGAAAACAUUGGAAAAAACCCGUGGCAAGAGAUAUGAGUUUGCAGUGCUGUUGUUAAACCCAGGUCUAUUUAUGUGCUGUGGUUGAUUUCAUGAACAUAUCAUGAAAGAAAAUCCAAAUUGUAAAAGGAUGGCUUGUAUUUCCAAAGAAGAAAGCAGCAACUCAGGGAAGACAUUGGGAGACAUGAUGUAAACAGACAACAACUCAGGGAAGACACUUGGGAGACGUGAUUUAAACAGACAAGCAGCAACUCGGGAGACACUGGUGAAGAUUGUCUAUUUAAGACAAUGUUCACCAGUAUCCUGCUAUGAUUUGGUAUCAAAGCAUGGUUAUUUCUCUUGUAUGUGCCAGAAGUUAUAGUUUUAUGUUAAGUGUAUAACUUAAAUGAAUAAAGUAAACUUAUACAGUGGAAAAAAAAAUUAAUCCCGAGGUGAUGAUAUAUCCCAAACCCAAAAUAAUGUGUAUAGCAUUUAGCUUGUUUUGCAUAUUUUUUUGCUCUGCUUGAUGAUGGUAGCUAAAAAUGUUUAUAAUAUUUUAUUCAUUGGUUUGGUAACACAAAUGACAAAGAUUUUUUUUUCCAGUUGACUGCCUUUUAUUUGUAACAUUCAGUUGGCUAGUGGCAGUUUUUCCAGACCAUAGCAUAUGCCCCAACAGGAAAAGUAUCUUGCAGCUUUGUUUCACUAUUUUAUUUAUUUAUCCAUUUAUAUUUUCUAGUAAGAGAAAAAUGAGAUCACUUUAGUGGUUCUUUGAAAUAGAAGAGAUGUGUUUAGGAGACAAUCAUCUGUUACAAAACACAGGCUGUUAUAAUUGUAAGAUGUAAACAACAUUCCAUAGAUGUGUUUAUAAUGGACAGUUGUGGACAGUUGUAGGAGUGGCACCAGCCAAGGACAAUAAAGCAAUAAGAAAAAAAAUGCUCACUGAGGUGCUGGUCCCCAAAGUGAGUCAAAAAACGGUCAUCAGAAUUUAAAGGAUAAGUGUCUUGAAACCUCCCUCUUGAGAGUUCAAGUUAUAGGAAGGAGGAAAUACAGAAGCAGGAAGAGAGUUCCGGAGUGUACUAGAGAAAGGGAUGAAUGAUUGAGAAUAUUGGUUAAAUCUUGUAUUAACAUAAGAACAUAAGAACAUAAGAAAUAAGGGAAGCUGCAAGAAGCGACCAGGCUUACACGUGGCAGUCCCUGUAUGAAAUAUACCUACCUAUUUCCAUCUAUUAUCCCCAUCCAUAAACUUGUCUAAUCUUCUCUUAAAGCUCUCUAGUGUCCUAGCACUAACAACAUGAUUACUGAGUCUGUUCCACUCAUCUACCACUCUAUUUGAGAACCAGUUUUUUCCUAUCUCCUUCCUAAACCAAAAUUUUUCAAGCUUGAAUCCGUUAUUUCUUGUUCUACCCUGGUUGCUGAUCCUAAGAAUUUUGCUUACAUCCCCCUUGUUAUAACCCUUAUACCACUUAAAGACUUCUAUUAGGUCCCCUCUUAACCUAUGUCUCUCUAAAAAACGUAAAUUUAACAGCUUCAACCUCGCCUUGUAAGGAAUACUCCUCAUCCCCUGUAUCCUUUUAGUCAUUCUCUGUACUGAUUCUAAUAGACCUAUAUCUUUUCUGUAAUGUGGGGACCAGAACUGCACAGUGUAGUCUAGAUGAGGUCUGACCAGCGCCAAGUAUAACUUUAUAAAAUAUUUCAUGUAGCAGAGUGUAGAUAGAGAGGUGGAUAGAAUAGGGAAAUAGGGGUGAGAGAAAGAAGAAAGUCUUGUGUAGAAAAGCCAUGGUAGGAGGGAAGGCAUGCAGUUAGCAAGAUCAGAAGAGCAGUUAGUGUGAAAAUAGUGGUAAAAAAUAACGAGAUGCAACAUUGUGAUGAUGAAAAAGAGGCUGAAGACAGUUAGUUAGAGAAGAGGAGUUGAUAAGAUGAAAAGCUUUUGAUUCCACCUUGUAUAGAAGAGUGGAACGAGUGGAACCCUCCCCAGACAUGUGAAGCAUACUUCAUACAUGGAUGGAUAAGUCCCAUGUACAGAGUUAGCAGCUGGAAGGGUGAGAAAAAUUAGUGGAGAUAUCUCAGAACACCUAACUUCAUAGAAGCUGUUUUAGGUAGAGGUGAGAUGUUAAGUUUUCGGUAUAGAUUAUAAGUAAAGGUCAAACCGAGGAUGUUCAGUGAAGAAGAGGGGGACAGUUGAGUGUCAAUGAAGAAGAGAGGAUAGUUGUCUGGAAGGUUGUGUCAAGUUGAUAGAUGGAGGAAUUGAGUUUUUGAGGCAUUAAACAAUACUAAGUUUGCCCUGCUCCAAUCAGAAAUUUUAGAGAGAUCAAAAGUCAGGUGUUCUGUGGCUUCCCUACAUGAACUAUUUACUUCCUGAAGGGUUGGAUGUCUAUGAAAAGACAUGGAAAAGAAUAGCUGUAAGUCAGACCAGAAACUGUAACAAGAGACUAUUAAAGGCAUCCCUCUUGUUCAUCUUAUGUAUUGAACCAGGACCUUACAAUUACAGUGUUCCAGCCAGUCUCCAACAGAUGGUUGUGUGGGUGUGCCUGUGACCAUCUGAGCUUGGAAGGGAAAGAACCAGCGUGUACCUCCUGCACUGGGAUAUUUAAUAUACACACUUUCCAUUGAGGAUUAUUGUGUCUGUGGAGAGUUUGGCAAAGUGUGCUCAAUGACUGGUUUCAGGUGCUGGUGGUAUCUUACAAGGGGAGUAGCCAUUUGUAGAAAAGUAUAUCAUUGUCUCCCACACAUCACUUUAGAUCAUUGCUCUUCAAACUUUUUCACUGUGACCUAGUUUGACUUUGUAUACUAUCUUCUUGACCCUGUACAUCCAUUCUAUUGUAUCUCUCCCUUUAAUAUGAAACACACACACACACACACACACACACACACACACACACACACACACACACACACA